Solea senegalensis (Senegalese sole) is the source of this 4597-nucleotide messenger RNA. RefSeq names its product catenin (cadherin-associated protein), alpha 1 (gene ctnna1). The transcript is spliced from 18 exons. Gene Ontology annotation, biological process: cell migration; cell-cell adhesion. Bases 246 to 2969 code for a protein of 907 amino acids. The record is from RefSeq and is a predicted model, not a curated record. NCBI's taxonomy places the organism in Eukaryota, Metazoa, Chordata, Actinopteri, Pleuronectiformes, Soleidae. Gene Ontology annotation, molecular function: cadherin binding; beta-catenin binding; actin filament binding. Gene Ontology annotation, cellular component: adherens junction; actin cytoskeleton; catenin complex.
CUUCACAGGUAACUGAAAGCUACAGAUCGAUUAAGACACUGGAAUAUUCAUCUUUUGCUAUACUUGUCAACACACAGGAAGUGUUUUGUACGUCCGGGAGUUAGGCACACAACUCCACUGAAUCAGUGAGGGGGAGGAAGAGGGAGGAAAACUUUUGAAGCAAGGAAUUCCGUAAUUCUCAUUCCUCCAUUUUGAACUUUUAAACUCCAGUUUCUCUAGUGGACCGUUGUCGAAUUCCAGACACCAUGACAAGCAUCAAUACACCCAACAUCAACUUUAAAUGGGACCCAAAGAGUCUAGAGAUCCGUACUCUGGCUGUGGAAAGGCUGCUGGAGCCCCUUGUCACCCAGGUCACUACUUUGGUAAACUCCAGCAACAAAGGCCCAUCAAACAAGAAAAAGGGACGCUCCAAGAAGGCUCAUGUUUUGGCUGCAUCAGUAGAGACUGCUACCCAGAACUUCCUGGAGAAAGGAGAAAAGAUUGCAAAGGAAAGCCAGUUCCUUAAGGAUGAGCUGACUGCUGCUGUGGAAGAUGUCCGUAAGCAAGGUGAGUCAAUGCGCCAAGCUUCUGGAGAAUUUGCAGAAGACCCCUGCUCUUCUGUGAAGAGAGGCAAUAUGGUUCGUGCCGCUAGAGCCCUCCUGUCAGCAGUCACACAUCUGUUGGUGUUGGCAGACAUGUCUGAUGUCUACAAACUUCUACUGCAACUGAAACUGGUGGAGGACAGUCUGGUGAAAGUCCGUAACGCAGGAACAGAGCAGGACCUGGGAAUCCAAUAUAAGGCCUUGAAACCAGAAGUGGACAAGCUGAAUAUGAUGGCUGCUAAGAGACAGCAGGAACUAAAAGAUGUCCACCACAAGGAUCAAAUGGCGGCUGCUCGCGGAGUGCUACAGAGGAACAUCCCAAUGCUGUACACAGCAUCCCGUGCCUGUCUCCAGCACCCUGAUGUGGCUGCCUACAAGGCUAACCGUGACCUGAUCUACAAGCAGCUGCAGCAUGCAGUUUCAGGAAUCUCCAAUGCUGCCCAGGCCACUGCCACUGAGGACUCAGCACUCAGUCAGCCAGCUGGAGGUGGAGAGCUGGCCUACGCCCUCAACAAUUUUGAUAAACAAAUCAUCGUGGAUCCUCUGGCGUUUACUGAGGAGCGCUUCCGUCCCUCCCUCGAGGAGCGCCUUGAGAGCAUUAUCAGUGGCGCUGCCCUCAUGGCCGACUCUUCCUGCACACGUGAUGACCGCAGGGAGCGCAUCGUGGCUGAAUGCAAUUCUGUGCGCCAGGCUCUUCAGGACCUCCUGUCUGAGUAUAUGGGCAAUGCUGGAAGAAAGGACAGAAGUGAUGCCCUGAACACAGCCAUCGACAGGAUGACAAAGAAAACCAGAGAUCUUCGCAGACAGCUGCGUAAAGCUGUGAUGGACCAUGUCUCUGACUCUUUCCUGGAGACCAACGUUCCCCUCUUAGUCCUGAUUGAGGCUGCCAAGAAUGGCAAUGAGAAAGAAGUCAAAGAAUAUGCACAGGUCUUCCGUGAGCAUGCCAACAAGCUGAUUGAGGUGGCCAACCUGGCAUGCUCCAUCUCCAACAAUGAGGAGGGAGUAAAGCUGGUCCGUAUGGCAGCAUCUCAACUGGAAACACUCUGCCCACAGGUGAUUAAUGCAGCGUUAGCCCUCGCUGCCAAGCCCAACAGUAAGGUGGCCCAGGACAAUAUGGAUUUGUUCAAAGAGCAGUGGGAGAAGCAGGUCCGCGUCCUCACUGAUGCUGUUGAUGACAUCACAUCCAUUGACGACUUCCUUUCUGUGUCUGAGAACCACAUACUGGAGGAUGUGAAUAAGUGUGUCAUCGCUCUGCAGGAGAAGGAUGUUGAUGGUUUGGAUCGCACUGCUGGAGCUAUUCGAGGCCGAGCUGCCAGAGUCGUCCAUGUGGUCACUUCUGAAAUGGACAAUUAUGAACCUGGAGUCUACACAGAGAAGGUCUUGGAGGCUACCAAGCUCCUCACAAAUACAGUCAUGCCACGGUUCACAGAGCAAGUGGAGUCUGCAGUGGAGGCCUUGAGUGCAAAUCCCUCACAACCUAUGGAUGAGAACGAGUUCAUCGAUGCAUCCCGUCUGGUAUAUGAUGGCAUCCGUGACAUUCGCAAGGCUGUCCUUAUGAUCAGAACUCCAGAGGAGUUGGACGACUCUGAUUUUGAGACCGAGGACUUUGAUGUUCGCAGCAGGACCAGUGUGCAGACAGAGGAUGACCAACUUAUUGCUGGCCAGAGUGCACGGGCUAUCAUGGCCCAGUUGCCCCAGGAGCAGAAGGCGAAGAUUGCAGAACAGGUGGCUAGCUUCCAAGAAGAGAAGAGCAAGUUGGAUGCUGAGGUAUCCAAGUGGGAUGACAGCGGCAAUGACAUCAUUGUUUUGGCUAAGCAGAUGUGCAUGAUCAUGAUGGAGAUGACAGACUUCACCAGGGGUAAAGGCCCUCUGAAGAAUACAUCUGAUGUCAUCAGUGCUGCCAAAAAAAUUGCAGAGGCAGGAUCAAGAAUGGACAAACUGGGCCGCACCAUUGCUGACAAUUGUCCCGACUCCACCUGUAAGCAGGACCUGCAUGCCUACCUGCAGCGUAUCGCCCUGUAUUGUCACCAGCUCAACAUCUGCAGCAAAGUCAAGGCUGAGGUUCAGAACCUGGGAGGGGAGCUGGUUGUCUCUGGGUUGGACAGUGCCAUGUCACUCAUUCAGGCCGCAAAGAACCUGAUGAACGCCGUCGUGUCCACUGUCAAGGCCUCGUACGUGGCGUCUACCAAGUACCAGAAGAGCAAAGGCAUGGAGGCCCUCAACAUGCCGGCUGUGUCAUGGAGGAUGAGAGCUCCGGAGAAGAAGCCUCUGGUGAAGAGAGAGAAGCACGACGAUGGCCAGACCAACAGAGUCAAAAGAUCCUCACACAAGAAACACAUCAACCCCGUGCAGGCUCUGAGCGAGUUUAAAGCCAUGGAUAGCAUCUAGACUCGCGCGCUUUUUUGAUGAAAGAGUAGAGAAAAUAUGGAUCAGUGAGUUUCAAUAUAGAAUGAGCUUGUCGGUCUUUCAGAGAUAAAGGUUUUAACAUUUGCUCUAUCUUUGCAUAGACAGCUUAUUUGUUUUGACCAAUUAUAUUCCUAAUUUUUUAUUCCACAAGUUCAGAUGUGCUUUUGUCUGUACCGAUAGCCGUCUCUUAUCUGGAAAAUACAGUUAGAGGGAAAUCAACUGGACAGAAGCAUUUUAUAUAUUUUUCCUUUCUGUCUGUUGUGUUUGUGGGAGGAAGAGGAGUUAAUUUCAUAGAUGAUAUAAGAAGUAAUUCCAAGAGGCUUUUCCAUCAUACCUUGUUCUAACCAGUUUUAUAGUAAUACUACGGGGUCUUUGGUUAUUUACACUAAAAAUGUUUGAUUAUGGCAAAGUACUGUCUGUUCUGCUAGUAUCAACUAUGCAAAAUCUUAUUUUAACUCGAGCAUUAAUCAUAGUUUAUUUGGCUGUGCAGGGCUAACUGCUAAGAUGUAAUUGUGUUGGUUCAACCUUUAAAGAACCAAAGACAAUAUAUCUCAGUGUGUGCUCAUGUUUUUCUAUCUCUAUAUAUUUUUAUGCCUCAGUCAAAAAAGAUUUAAACCAACUUUAAACCCUAUUUUCAAUGCUGUUUAACUGGUGAUUUCUGUCCAUGUAAACACUUGGACUGCUAAGUGUAAUUUCUUUAUAAUUUAAUCAUCUCACAUGAUUAUUAUUAUUAUUUUUUUUUAAUUAUUAUUAUUAUUUUGUGCAUGUUCACAUGAUGCAGCAAACCAAAGGUGACCGUAAUCUUCCCAGCCUUCUGUUUUGUUACAUGACUGGAACAUGUGCUUAAUCUAAGUAAACCUAAGGCACACAAUUCUACCUAGUCAAGCUUUGUGCAGUCUGGGGGAAAAACCACUGGGCUAAAAACAAAACCCGACUUGGACCCAGUGUUUUCUCCAGCUCUCCAAUGCAGAAAGCUUCAUUAAAUAUCAAUAAGACCAAACACUUCCGCUGUCUAAGGAUGUGUCCAAAUCAAGGGAUCAAUUUGUUUUCACCACUCAGCUCUGUGGUAGAUGAGGGGGAGGAGGGGGAUUUCACUGAAAGAUUUUGUUUUGUCAUGCGCUAUCUAAAACAACAAACAAACCCAGAAACAAGUUGCCAGGUGCUGGAGCUUUAAAGUGAAACAGGAAAAGUUUUAUUUUCUUCAGGUAAUGACUGUGGGAUGGUCACUCCCUGCAGCUGGUCCAGUCAGCAUUCUGCUGCAUUUGUGGUGCAUUGGUGUACAGCGAGGCUUUGAAAUCCUGCUGCUUUCAACUCGGGGCUGAAUCUUCGACUCAUUUGACAUCUGUGAACUACAGCAGGGAGGGCUUGUGUGGUUAUUUGAUGGAUGGAUAUUUUUUAUUACUGUAGAACUGAGCGUUUUGAGAGUAUUAUCAGUAUGUUUUUUUUCCUCACAGUUCGUCUUUUGCUGUACUAGUUUGAAUUUGAAUCUGGUGUGAUAUCAAACUACUUUGUGUGGAUUUUUUUUUUGUUCUUGAGAGCUGACUUAUUAGUGCACACGUUUCUUAUGCUCAUGUGCCUGCUUUAUAUCUUAAUAAACAUUUGAAACUAAA